This is a messenger RNA of Ustilaginoidea virens, 3570 nucleotides long. RefSeq lists its product as uncharacterized. Bases 1 to 3570 code for a protein of 1189 amino acids. Lineage: Eukaryota; Fungi; Ascomycota; Sordariomycetes; Hypocreales; Clavicipitaceae. The record is from RefSeq and is a predicted model, not a curated record. The transcript has 2 exons.
AUGACCGGCCCGACCCCGCUUCGGAAGCUGGUCACGCUCGUCUGGGGCGACUGGCAAUCCAACGCCUUGUGGCAGCGCAUCGUCAAACACUCCCUCGCGUGUCUCCUGGCCGUCAUCAUCGCCGUCCUGCCUCGCUUCCGCGCCAGCUCGACGUUCCUGACGCCCAUGGUUGUCGUCUUCGCCCAUCCGGGACAGCGCAUGGGCCUCAUGGUCGAGGGUCUUGUCAUGAUUCUCCUGGGAUCGCUGCUCGGCCUGUCGUGGUCGCUGCUGGGCCUGCGUCUGUCCGGUCUUGUGGCCGAUGCAAACGCCCCUGCGGCUUACUCGAUCCGAGCUGUGUUCCUGCUGGUUUGCGUGCUGCUGCACGGUUUCCUGAGGUCCACGACUCCCCGCUUGUUCAACUUUGUGCUGUUCCUCCUUGUUGUCGCGCUGCUUACCAUUCAGCUGCCCAGCGCUGCCGAUGCGUCUCUGUUUGCCACGAUUUACACACCCAUUCUGCUCGGCGCCGGAGUCCUCGUAGUCGUGAACCUGGGCAUCUUCCCCGAGUUAUCCAGCAGCUACCUCGGCACUUCCACUAUAGACACCUUGGUCGCGGCAACCGACACGUUGAACCGGGCAACGCAUUGGUUCAUCGCCCCAGCUGGCCGUGGUGCUGUCGACACCAGGAGCCUCGCAACCCCUUUCGCUGCCACCACCACGACCACCACCUCGGGCCACGGCAGCCAAAGCAGCCGUGUGGCAAACUGGAAUCUGCGGAGGCGUGUUUCAAGAUUCUUGGCGCAUUUUCCGAAUCCGUUUCUGACCGGGGGAGAUGCUCCCGCCCUGUCAACCGUGCCGAUUUCCGAAACAACCCUGGCUCUUUUGACCAUGCAAAAGUCCAAGUUGCGCUCCCAGCUAAGUCGUUGCAAGAACGCGCAAGACGAAGUCAACUUUGAAGUUUCGUUAUCUGCCUUGUCCCCGGACGCCAUGAGACCCAUUAGCAUUCGCUACAUGGCGAGUCUCGUUCAUAACAUCAUAACACUCAUCGGCGCCUGCGAAAACAAGUUUGUCCUCGUCGAUACCAAGGAUAGCCGAGAUGACGGCAAGGCAGACUGGGAGACGGACCUCUCCCUCCCCGCAAUGCCCAACCCCGAAACCUGCAAUCCACAAACAGCAUCACACACCAUGCCGCCGCAGGCGGGGAGAACGUCUGGUAAGAAACUCGGGGCCACCGAUGCACCCCCUCCGAAGGCGCUCGAGGCGGGAAGCUGUGAAGUGCUGGAGAUGGUGCUCAAGCGCAUCAGCCUCCCUGUGCAACAUCUUCAGGCGUCAAUGAGGCGAGCCGUUGAUUUGUUGGCCUCCUGUCUUGCCUACUGCUUCGACGUUCCGCAUCUGCCGUCGGGAGCUCCAGCGCCCAAAGGCAUACUCCUGGCGGAAGUUGACUUGCGAAUCGACGAAUUCUCUGCCUCCAUCACGACGUUCGACACGACAUGCGCCGAGGAACUCAAAAGAGCCAUCAUGGACGAGUCCGAAAACGUUGCCGAUUUCAUGCCUCGUAUGGAGACGUUUCUGAUAUCGUCCUUCCUCAUGGCCCUGCGAGGUUCGGCAGCUCACAUCCUGGACAUGCUCCGACAUGCCCGUUUCCUGGUCGAGAAGCGUCAGCGCCACCAUGACGCGUCUCGGAUUUGGGUUCCUCGUUACGGCAACUUCCGCAAGUGGCUUUCCACAGGCGGAGAGACGGACGCCAUGAUCCUCCCGGAGGGGGCGAAAAAGGCUGCUCGUCAGGGACUUGGCGACGCAUCCGACGCCCAACAGGAAACAAUGCCGGAAGACGAGACUGAUGACGCACAAGCAAGCGCUGUCGACGAAGAGUCCCCUGGCGGCGUUACGGCCCCGCGUCAGCUGCCUGCGAAACGGUCUCUGCACACGAGCAAGGUGGAAGGGAGCUCGGCAAAGGAUCGAGCCUUCAGUAUCCGAGCUGCUGCGGCGGACACCAUAGAAUGGGUGCAGCAUUCUGAUGACGUAGAGUAUGCCUUGAAACUGGCAAUCGCCGUGUACAUGGUCACCUGGCCGGCUCUGGUUUCCAGCUGGAACGGGUGGUAUGCCGAGGUGAAAGGCGUGUGGGCACCGCUGCAGCUCAUUCUCGUCUUUGAAGUUGCCAUUGGCACGUCCCUGUUCGUGUUUUUCGUCCGGCUCUUCGGGGUUGUCUUUGGAUGCCUCGUCGGGUACCUGGCCGUGGAGAUUGGCCGGGCAAACCGGGUUACGGCAGUGGUGGUUCUUUUCCUCGGCAUCGUUCCUUCUGUAUACGUACAGGUUGCAACCAAAUACGUCAAGGCAGGCAUGAUUUCCAUUGUCUCGUUGGCUGUCGUCGCUCUCGCGGCGGUGAACGACGGUGCCUCUACUGCCAGCGAUAUCUUCUGGAAGCGCCUGGUGGCCUUUCUCGUCGGAGGGCUCGUCAGCAUGACGGUCGAGACGGCAAUCACGCCCGUGCGGGCAAGAGACCGCCUUGUCGAGUCCCUCUCCGCGUCCGUCGGACAGAUUCAGAGAAUGCAGGCCGCCGUGGCCGUGGGCAUCGACGACCCCCACCGACCGAGGUUCAGGUCCCGCGAGCUUCUGGAGCGGUUCCGCCGUUGCCGCGACAAGGCGCAGCGGUCGCUGGCCGCCGCCGAGACCUUCCUGCCGUUUUGCCUCACCGAGCCGCGUCUCCGGGGCAGCUUCCGACCGCUGGCAGCGAUAUACAAGGAGAUCAUCUACGUGCUGCAGCAGAUUAUCGACCGGAUGGACAACGUGAUACAGCUGCGCAGGGCGUGGGGCUCCUCCAUCCUGGAGCAUCUCAACCCGCAAGUGCACGCCUUCAGGCGCGACGUCGCCGCCAGCAGCACCCUGAUUCUGUUCUCCAUCCACGAGGCCCUGACCACCUGGCUCCCCCUGCCGCAGUUCAGCCCGUCGCCCCGGCUGGCGCAGCUGAGGCUGAUCCUCCGGGUGAGAGAGCUCCUGACGACAGACGACGCACCCAGGGGAGGCGGGGGAGGCAACGAGGCCGGCAGCGAACGCGGCAGCAGCAACCACGUGGACGAAGUGACGGCGAGCCUGAUGACGCAGCGCAAUUUCCUCUCGUGGAACGCCAGCACGGCAGGCCAGAUGGAGAUUAUCGAGUACCUGGAGGAGCUGCUGGAUCUGGUGAAGCGGCUGGUAGGGGUGAACGCGUUCCGCAGCGGGAUGCUGGAGCGACCGCGGUACAGGCGGCAAGUGCGAAAGCUGGAGGUGGCGAGCGAGGCGCUGGAGAGGACGGUCUCGAGGCAGGCGGGACGCCCGAGUGUCGGCCACGAGCGUGACGACCGAGAUGAUGAUUCUGGCGUGAGCGAGGAGGAGGAGGAGGAGCGGCGGGCGCAACUGCGCAGAGCGGCUUCUGUGCCGGAGCACAACGGCGCCUGGCGGCAGGGGGUCCAGGAAGACUGCGGCGGAGGAAAAGACGGGAUUGAUGGCGGACAGGACAUACCGCCGAGUCUUCGACGGGUUGGGACGAGGCUGAGGAGAGACGGCACGUUGGUGAGGCGGCGUCGAUUCACGGUUGGCCACUAUAGCCCGUCAUGA